Molecule: messenger RNA, 1319 nt
Organism: Desarmillaria tabescens
Lineage: Eukaryota; Fungi; Basidiomycota; Agaricomycetes; Agaricales; Physalacriaceae
Exons: 3
Coding region: 366-956 (196 amino acids)
Source: RefSeq, a predicted model, not a curated record
CUCAUGCAUCAAUGGGAAUCGAACCCCUGGCGGGUCAGUAGGACCUACGUAUACUACCUAGUGCAAGAUGGCAAUGACCCAAGUUGCCACUACUCCAUUGAUGCCUAUACUACCCUUCUUCUCCCUCCUCUGUCCUUUCUUCCUUUCCCCAACGUCGUCAUGUUCACCGUCCUCACUGCAUCAUGACCGACCAAAACGAUUCUUCCGCCUAGCGCGCGUCCUUUACCGGUAAACCCUCUUGGGUACAUCCACCAAACCUGGUCUUGAAGCAACUCAUCGACAUCCCCCAACCCUCUGUGAGUACGACAACUUGGAGCAAGGAAUAUUAAUUUGAAUUGUUUGACUGCGAUUUCACAUCCUACGCCAUGUCCAGGACAAUACAUUCAGCUCACAUGCAUAGUUCUCCAAGUUGGAAUUUACUUCCGCGGAACCUUUUCUCGAUGUCCAUCCCUUACGUGGUGAGCUCAAGACAUCGCGUAUUCGAGAGUCAGGGUAAAAGACCGCAACAACACAGCAGGUCAUGGAAAGGCCUAGAGGGACAAGAGUCGGCGUCGUGUUCCUCCCCUUCCCUCGUUGCGGUGUCCCUCCCUACAACCUCCCUUCUCUGGCUCACAACCCCAUGCCCAGCUCCGACGUACGCGCCAAGCAAGCAGACCGCGUCAUCCGAUCCCGCCCGACGAACCGUUGAUUUUUAUCCACCAACCACAACUCAAGCCCCCGUUCAAACGUUCACUAGCGCUAGCAUUACCUACUCCGCAUUGUCAUCCGAGGCAAGCUCCCAACAAGUAGCUCAUUUCCUCAAUCAUCGCCACUGGAUAUCGACAUACAGCCCAGCUCCCCUGGCUGGCAACAACCAGAAUAUCGGGCCUAGGUUCCAAGUGAGGUAUCGAGAACGAGGGCGCGAUUCUGGUGCGGGACGACGUAGACUCCACGCUUCAUACCACGCCCGUAUCUAGGAAUCUGUCUUUGUGCCUGCCCCGUGGGGUAUUCUCAUCCGACGAGUUUUCCUUCCUUGGUGCCCAUCUGAUCUGGGUGCGUACUACUACUACGCAUCACCACUCAAGAACGGCAACAUAGAAGCCACGAGCCAUGGCGCUUCUUCCCAUGCCCAGGCCACGGCGGCGGGUUGGUACGGACAUGUCAGGAGAGACUAUCCCUUGCUGAUAGCCAGUGUCGAUAUCACACCAUUGCUUGGUUUCCCACUCUCGUUACACACCAGUCGCUGUAUAGAGCUAGUAAUUUGUAAAACAAACAUGCUUUAUUCCCUCGGACAAAAUGCGCCGGCCCCCGAGGCCCGACGUUCAAACGUUCAUUGUUCA